Messenger RNA from Peniophora sp. CBMAI 1063, 2265 nucleotides. The record is from the annotation of a GenBank genome assembly. NCBI's taxonomy places the organism in Eukaryota, Fungi, Basidiomycota, Agaricomycetes, Russulales, Peniophoraceae.
AUGGGUCGCUCACUACGUGCUCGGACAAAUGUCACAAACUAUGCAGCUCUACUAGACGUUGGAGAUGAUCACGACGACGCCCAUUCUGGGCCCUCAAAACCGCCUCCUGAUGACGACCCCGGAAGUGAUUUUGCACCUGGCGGCGACGCGCCCUCGGAUGCCGAACACGAAGAAGACUACACAGAGAUGAAGCUCGCGUCAAGCCUCUCGAGUCCUAUACCAUCUACCAAGACGAAAGCGAAGGGGAAAGCGAAGGCUGAGAAAACACCGAAGGAGGCGCUUCCCGCUGAUCCGGGACCCUUCGAGCGCCCGUUUAAUAGGCAAAUGUACACUCUUCCCCAGCCGAGUGUCAAUCACAGACACAAAGCCGUCCCCGUAUUUCGUCACGCUGCACCUAUAGAGCGUCUCACAUGUGCACCCCGACUAUUUGGCGAAAAUACUACUGUUCCGACGAACGCGUAUACCUCGUCCCAACCUGUCACUGAGAGACUGAAUCGCGCUCUUGGCUACAAUAUAUCCGCUGGGCCGCUUUGGGAACUGAUAGAGGAUCGAGGCUGGUUUAAAGAGGGCAAUUGGGCGAAUGAUCAUCCAGGCACAGAGGCUAGCCGGCGACCAAGAGUGUAUACCGGGAUCACCAUCUAUGCUCAGUGGUCAACUUUGGCGGCGAGCCAGGCCAUCCCAUAUCUGUCUACAGAGCCCUCGGAGGACAACGGUGUAUCCAAUACCUCACCUGUGACGUGCGAUUUCGGCCCUUUCGAUGAGCAAGAGUCCGUGACUCUUGAACCCCUCGAAACUGUCCAUAUGUCUCGCUUUUUUUCUUCGAGCAAGUCGCAUGUGUUCAACGCAGGUGCACCCAUCUGGGCUCUGGACUGGUGCCCCAUAUUCGCACAAGACAGAUCAGCGUUUUUUUACAGGCAAUAUCUUGCAGUCGCACCGCUGCGAUCCACAUCACACUCACCCGUCGUCGGAGUACAAGUCGACCGCCCAGCGACGGCGUGCAUACAAGUGUGGACCCUGGGAGCCUCUGCGUCUAGCACUGCAAGUGGCGACGCCGGGGCUCUUUCCUGCGCCUUGAUCCUUGGAAUCGAUAGUGGGGCAGCUCUCGAUCUCAAGUGGUGCCCACUUCCAUCUCAUGACGUCCAAGACACUCCAUCCUCGUCACUCAGGAGGUUGGGACUUCUCGCUGGAACCUUCGAAGAUGGGACACUGUCCAUCUACUCGGUACCUCAUCCCGAUGAUGUUCAACGUGACGAUUCGAAGCAACCUGCUUAUGUUCACCUUGGGGAGCCCGCCAUCCGCAUCGAGAUCGAAGGUACCUCGUGCUGGAGCGUCGACUGGGCCAAUAGCGAAGUCGUUGCUGUAGGCUGCACCAACGGUGCCAUCGCGGUGUACCAUAUCGCCGACGCGCUGAGAUCAGGAAACCCAGUUUAUGACCUGAUCCCGUCACACUAUCAGUACGUGCACCAGUCGGGCGUACGUGCCGUGUCAUGGAUCCGUGCUCCCCCAGCUUCGUCUUCCGGUGACUUCCGCACAGACUUGGACCCAACAGUGAUCGCGAGCGGCGGGCACGACGGCACUGAAUGCCUUUGGGAUAUCCGGGAUCCGAGUGCUAAUGUCAUGAACCGAACUAGAGAUGUGAUUCCAUGUAUGCCUUGGAGCCCUUAUGCGGGGGGUCCCAUCACAAUCGAUCAUGAGAACGCUGUGAAGGCAUACUCCGUAUCCCCCAGCAUGAUGGGUCGCGGACAUCUACUGCUGGAACCCGCCGGGCCUGUAUGGUCCGCUUCGGCCUCUGAGUAUCACCCGCAACUUGCAGUCGGGUCCGCAGAUGGGUCGUGUAUCAUCGCGAAUAUGCUCCGCUCAUCACGGCGCGGCGGCAUGGUCCCUUUCUUUCAGCACCGACUCUUCCAGCUGGACUACUCGCGCACAGAUGGACGUCUUCGCAUGCUCGACCAGCUCCUCCCCGGCGAGACGCCUGAUCGCGCAAACCCAGCGCAGCGCGCUGUGCGUGCUCGUAUACCUGCCGCACCUCCUCCUAGUGGUACAGGAGCAUGGCCGUCAAACAUCGCCGUAACGCGUGUCGCCUGGGGUGCCGGUAGCCUUGCGGCUGCGCCGUUGCUCGCGAGUGCUACCGCUUCGGGGCUGUGCCGCAUUGACUGGUUGGAAGGCCGGUGGUUGCGCGAUCGUGUCCCAUAUGGCGGCGUCGAGGGCAUUCGUCUUGAGAGCGGUGGUCCCAUAGAUGUCGAGGACGAAGAGGAGUCGGAUUGA